Molecule: messenger RNA, 426 nt
Organism: Salvia hispanica
Lineage: Eukaryota; Viridiplantae; Streptophyta; Magnoliopsida; Lamiales; Lamiaceae
Source: RefSeq, a predicted model, not a curated record
AUACUUUUUAAAUAUAUAACACCUUCUCAUUUCCUCAUACAUUUCAAAAUAUGAAUAACACAGAGAGUGCAAGCUACAGAGCCGGCGAGGCCAAAGGCCAAGCCCAGGAAAAGGGAAACCAGCUCAUCGACAAGGCCAGCAACGCUGCUCAAUCCGCUAAGGAAUCAAUUCAGAAUGCUGGAUGCCAGGCACAGGCCAAAGCACAAGGUGCUGUGGAUGCUGUCAAGGACGCUGUCAACAAAAAUUGAGCCUCUUUCUUCGACUUUUUGUUUUUUUGGGGGGGAUUUUCAGCUUUUUGUUUAGAUAUAUGCUAAAUAAUACUAAUACUAGCUUUGCUUGGGUCGUCCUACAUGUGACCGAGUCAGGCAUGAAGUUUUUCCAAUGAUAAGCUAAAUAAUACUAGUACUACUAGUACAUUUUUUGUUA